Messenger RNA from Tinamus guttatus (white-throated tinamou), 1615 nucleotides. It is a transcript of the gene MMP11, whose product is annotated as matrix metallopeptidase 11. The record is from RefSeq and is a predicted model, not a curated record. Gene Ontology annotation, cellular component: extracellular matrix. Gene Ontology annotation, molecular function: zinc ion binding; metalloendopeptidase activity. Lineage: Eukaryota; Metazoa; Chordata; Aves; Tinamiformes; Tinamidae. Gene Ontology annotation, biological process: collagen catabolic process; extracellular matrix organization; proteolysis.
AUGCCUACCCAGGGCCAGUGUGGAAUAGAGGUUAAAAGCAUGUGGGGAGUCCCUGUCCAGGCACUGAAGUUCUUUCAUUUUCUCUUUCAGGAUGUGUCUCGAAAACACCACACCUGGAAGGAGCAGAGUCCCUGGCUUUCUUCCCUGGUCAGUGCUGUGGGGACUGGUGUGCCCACCAAGGGCUUCCCCACGGGUGCCGAGGAGCUGGCGGCCAGCUGGAACCCACCUCGCUGCGGCGUGCCCGACCUCCCCACGCCGCCUGACAGCCAGAACGGGCGCAAUCGGCAGAAGCGGUUCGUCCUCUCAGGCGGGCGCUGGGACAAGACUGACCUCACCUACAAAAUUGUCAGGUUCCCAUGGCAACUCGUAAAAGCUAAAGUGAGACGGACCAUCGAGGAAGCUUUGAAAGUGUGGAGCGAUGUGACCCCGCUGACCUUCAGCGAGGUGCAGGAGGGCCGGGCAGACAUUGUCAUUGACUUCACCAGGUACUGGCAUGGAGAUAACCUGCCUUUUGAUGGGCCUGGAGGGAUCCUGGCACACGCAUUCUUUCCCAAGACCCACCGCGAGGGAGACGUCCAUUUUGACUAUGAUGAGACCUGGACUAUUGGGAACAACCUGGGCACUGACCUCCUCCAAGUGGCUGCUCACGAGUUUGGCCAUGUGCUCGGCCUGCAGCACACAGCUGUCUCCAAGUCGCUGAUGUCUCCUUUCUACAUUUUCCGCUACCCACUCAGCCUGAGUGAGGAUGAUAAACAAGGUAUCCAGUACCUCUACGGGAAACCCAAACUUGAUCCCAAUCCAACCCCGACCCAGCCAGCAGAGCCACCUCAGCCAGACCUUGAAACAAAUGAGAUCACCAACGUGGAGUCUGUGCAGCCCGACGCCUGCAACACAGAUUUCGAUGCCGUGUCCACCAUCCGGGGUGAGCUGUUCUUCUUCAAGUCUCGCUUUGUGUGGCGGCUGCGAGCUGGCAAACUGCAGGCUGGCUACCCGGCUCUGGCCUCUCGUCACUGGCAGGGGAUCCCCAGCUCCGUUGAUGCCACCUUUGAGGACCCUCAGGGCAAUAUCUGGUUUUUCCAAGACUCGCAAUACUGGAUUUAUGAAGGCGAAAGGCGGGUUUCUGGCCCCACCCCUAUUGUGGAGCUGGGCCUUCCUGCUUCUCCUGUCCAGGCAGCUUUGGUGUGGGGGGCUGAGAAGAACAAGAUCUACAUCUUCAGUGGAGGCAACUACUGGCGCUUCAACCCUCAUACCCGCCAGGUGGACAACAUCUACCCUCGGACCAUGGCUGACUGGCGUGGCGUCCCUCAGGAAAUUGAUGCUGCUUUUCAGGAUGAGUUUGGUUUUGCCUACUUUCUGAGAGGCCAAAACUACUGGAAAUUUGACCCGGUGCAAGUCAAAGUGCUGGACGGCUACCCACGUCAGAUCAGCCAGGACUUCUUCAGCUGCACACCCGUCUCCAACUCCUUCAGAUGAAAAAGGAUGCCCAUGUCCUCCACAUUUCCCUCUUGUCUCCCUUAUAUCCAGCAGCCGCCCAGACACAGGGCUCCCACUGCCACUUCUGGCUCCCUUUAAGGCUCAGCAUCUGACACAACUGGUGUUUGUCACAAGGGACAAA